AUGGCGUGCCUGCUCGAGCUCAGCCAUGAGCUCCUCCACUGCAUCUUCACCGAGAUCGAGCCUGCAGACAUCGCGAGCGUCAGUCGGACGUGCCGGGACUUGAAUGCGUACAUCAAUGGCAACCGGCUGCUGCACAAAGAGCUCUAUAUCAGGCGAUACGAUGAACUGGAUGGCAAAGCGGGCGAGCCCGACUGGGAGGCCGAGAUGCACAAGGCCGUACUACUCGAGAAGAUACUGGAGAGCGAGGACAAGGAGACAAAGGCCGAGCAGCUCGGCUUCGUGGCAGAGCAGAUCGAUGCCAUGUUGAUGAAGGCCAACCCGGACUGUGACAAGUCGCUCAACGUCGAGCUGCUGAGGGAGUACUUCUCCGACACCGCCAACAUCGACACCUUCCUGUGCUCGAGCUCGCUCUUUCAGAUUGCCGGAACAGAGGACCAACGGGCGGCGCUGACUGUAGAGCUACGGCAGGCCUCUGCGAAGCUUCACUGUCUGUAUGGCAAGCCCGUGGAUCCAGUCCCGAGCAAGCGGUGUUCGGCCCACUACUCCAUCUCGCCCUUCUUCGCCAUCCGGAACAUCGACAACAACACCUCUCCUUCUGCGAACACUCGUGGUCAGACUCGAGCUUUCCCGGCGCAUACUGUGGCGCGGAGUAAGGUCUAUGAUCUCCGGCAGUACACGGAUCAUACGCUUUGGGGUCCUUUCACGGACGAUGGCACGCAGACCGUUGACUGGGAGAAGGUCGAAGCCAUCAUGCUAGUCCUAGGCUUCAACCUCAACAAGUUCACCGAUCGCUCUGGCGGACGCUUUGAGCGAGUGUGGGAUGAUCCGUUCGUCGGCGCGAUACCACACUCGUACAUCCCACCUCCAGCCAUCACCGGCCCGACUAAAGAGUUCGAUCAAGAAAUCUCACUUGCCCGCGAGCUUGAGCCAUCGAUCGAUGACCUUGACCCAUACGGCGUGAGCGGGACGUGGAUGCGCGUGGUCUGCUUCCUCGACUACAACGACCUCUACGCCUUCAAUUUCAGCUCGCGCAUCCCGGACGACGAGCCGAGAGAGCCCAUUGACACGGAAGAAGGUAUCAUUUACCUUGAAGAGACCCUGCAAGUCACGAAGGUUGAGCCGCCGAGUGACGGGGAUGAUAGUGGGGAUGAAGAGGAGGAUGGGAUGGACUGGAGUAACUUUGAGGGCGAGAGAUUGCCAAUUGUGCAUUUCAGGGGCAGCUCGAGGAGUUUGCAUGCGAGUUGGGAUCCGAAUGCUAAUAGUCGGAUAAGAGGCACUGUGAGACAGACGCCCGAAGGCGAGAUUCGAUGGACGACAUUCUCCAUCUUUCACGGCGAAGAGCGGUGGCGUUCUGAAGGGAUCCAGGUCGGUGGUAUCCGGUCGUCACGAGGCAUACUGGGAAGCUGGUUUGAUAAGGACUACGACAGGCAUGGACCAGCAGGUCCGACCGCUUUCUGGAAGAUGUCAGAUGAUGUGGCCGAGGAGAAGACGAGCAGUAUGCCGAUCGCUUACUUUUGA
This is a messenger RNA of Saxophila tyrrhenica, 1518 nucleotides long. RefSeq lists its product as uncharacterized. NCBI's taxonomy places the organism in Eukaryota, Fungi, Ascomycota, Dothideomycetes, Mycosphaerellales, Extremaceae. The record is from RefSeq and is a predicted model, not a curated record. The transcript has 4 exons. Bases 1 to 1518 code for a protein of 505 amino acids. Gene Ontology annotation, molecular function: protein binding.